This is a messenger RNA of Venustampulla echinocandica, 1788 nucleotides long. RefSeq lists its product as uncharacterized. Gene Ontology annotation, biological process: positive regulation of transcription by RNA polymerase II. Gene Ontology annotation, cellular component: nucleus. Gene Ontology annotation, molecular function: DNA-binding transcription factor activity, RNA polymerase II-specific; transcription cis-regulatory region binding; zinc ion binding. The record is from RefSeq and is a predicted model, not a curated record. The coding region runs from base 1 to 1788 and encodes 595 amino acids. The transcript has 2 exons. NCBI's taxonomy places the organism in Eukaryota, Fungi, Ascomycota, Leotiomycetes, Helotiales, Pleuroascaceae.
AUGUCCAGACGUCGUAAGGUCCGCUGCAAUGAGCACAAGCCGCGGUGCUCACAUUGCGAGCGACUGAAUCUAGAGUGUACUUGGAGACCAAGCCUCCAGCAAAGACAGACACCUGCGAGCCUCCGCCUUAGCCAGAGUGCAGGUAUCAACGCAUCCAACGGACCGCCUACACCUUCCUCUAUAUCAGCCGUAUCGACACUCCAAGAUCCUAGAUAUCCCACUAAUGACAAUUCAUUCAACGACAUUUUCAAUUACGCGAGCUUUAUGUGGGAUCCCAACCUACAAGAGCACAUGAUUCAGCCCAAGGGUUGGCGUCCACUAGGUGUCCCAGAGAUGGAGAUAGAUCAUGGCAAUAGUAUCGAAUGGCCUAGCAUGGAAGGAUCUAACUCUAUGUUGGUCUCGCCAUUCUCCUCAACUCGCCAAGAUAUACCAACCAAUUGGAACUCAACUGCGGAAAAUCACAUCUCCCCGUCAAAUUCAGCAGGCGCCAAUAUAGACUCAAGUGCAGCACUAAUGUCUCUCGAUAAUGCUGGCGAAAAGGAACUGAUGGAUUACUUCAUCCGGUCGGUUGUACCACCGAUUAUUGCUCAAGUUGAAACCCAACUUAAAUGGUCCUCAAUGCGACAAUUGUUUAUUUCUAUGUCAGCUACCUCGCCCAUGGUGCGAUAUGCCGUGCUAGCAUUCUCCGAGCUUCUUAUGCGCCGGGAACGUGGUGUUCCGCCCCAAUAUGAGCAAUACUACCAAAUGGGCGCAGCCGAAGUCCAACGGUAUAGUACUGGACAAUCACCAGGAAACGAUGGGAUGUCAGCUACGACAUUCGAAUGCGUACUCGCGACUCUGUUUCUUCUCAGCUAUAUUGACCUGCUAGAGUGCGGAACUAGGAAUGCUCACGCUCAUCUCAAACAAGCCUAUGACGUCUCUUCCAAGGCUGAUAAGUCUCAAUUUCGCGUGGUUGGCAAGCGUUUAGUCUCGUGGAUAAGGCUUCUAGAUGCUCGGGCUGUCUCCGCUGGCGGAGAGGGUCUCUUCCUCCAAGGAAACGAUAACGAUCAUAUCGACCAGUCUUCACCCGCGACGAGCAUCGAAGUAGCUGAGGGCGGGAGCACAGACAACGCUGAGGCCGAUAUCGAAGACGUCCUCUUCGACGCCCUAUACGAGCCAGGGUUCCUAUUCUUUCAGAAAAUCCAAAUAUUCAUGGGCAGAAUCUCCCACAUCGACCCAUGGCAUCGCUCCCGCGGUACCGUCGCAGAUGAAACGGAAGUUAUGGGCCUCGCAGCCAAGAUCGGACGCGACCUCAUAUCUCUCUGGGAGCAACGCCCACCCCUCAUGGAUUGCACUCUCAACGGCAAGUUGACUUCUGCACACUUAUCGCCUAGUCUCGCGUCUGCUAUCACACGCACCUUCCGCACAUACUAUGCAAAUUACCACGCGUGCAAAAUUCACUUGCAUCGAGUGGCAUAUAAACACCUCCCGCUAUCUACUGAGACGGAGGCCUCGGUUGAGAAUAUUCGCAACACCGCGCGUAUCAUUGUCGAAGGCAGCUUGGAGCAGGAGCCCUUGCCAGUCAGCAUGCUAUGGCCGCUGCUGAUGUGGGGCUCUGAGGAGAACGACCCGGAGACACAGGGCUGGAUAUAUAUCCAGAUAAACAGGAUGGAAAAGGUGGCGACGAAUGCGGAGAUCACGGGACAGGUUCUGAGAGAGGUGCAAGCUAGGCAGGAGAACUUGAAGCAGAGAGUCGAUAUUCGCACCGUAAUGCAGGAUAUCUUCAAUUCGUGUUUUGCUAUUGUAUGA